This is a messenger RNA of Pteronotus mesoamericanus, 1175 nucleotides long. RefSeq names its product cilia and flagella associated protein 119 (gene CFAP119). The transcript is spliced from 9 exons. The record is from RefSeq and is a predicted model, not a curated record. Lineage: Eukaryota; Metazoa; Chordata; Mammalia; Chiroptera; Mormoopidae. The coding region runs from base 178 to 1173 and encodes 331 amino acids.
UCUUUUCGUAGCCACCUUAGCAACGGCUUGGGUUGAGACCUGCGGCCUCCUGACAGCGUAGAUUGGCUGAAGCUUGGAUAGAGGGACAGGACUUCAAAGGGCCUGCCGAGGAUCCGUUCUCGUAUAAUAGAGGAAGGAUAGAGCCUGCGGUGACCCGUGACACUGAGGAGUGACGAGAUGAUCCUUCAGAAGUCCAGCCAGUUCCAAGGACUGAGAAUUCAGUCGGAGCUUGAACAACUCUCCAAACAGAGGCGGGAACCCGAGAAGGACCUCAGCUCAGUGGAUGAAUCAGCCGUGCGUAGGGGAACAGGUGUUCGGGCCGAAUCGGGAACCGCGGCAUCGGUAGAAGAGAAUGAAGAUCCUGCAGCCAAUUUGUUCCCGCCUCCGCUGCCCAAGCCUCGGAUCUGCAUGUGGAAGUACCUGGACAUUCAUUCCAUGCACAGGCUGGAGAAGACAGGCAACGCUGAGGAGAUGAGGGAGGUGCUGGCCAAGCUGCUGGGGCUAGGUUGUCCCGAGCAGAGCCUGCGGGAUGCCAUUACCCUGGACCUCUUCUCCCAUGCACUCAUCUUCUGCCGCCAGAAGGGCUUCUCACUGGAGCAGACAUCAACAGCUUGUGCCCUGCUCCAAGAUCUUCACAAGGCCUGUGUUGAAACCCCCUUGGGCAAUGUGGAGGAAUGUUACCGCUACUUCACCAGUGUUCUUUUUUGCCAUGGAGUCAGGCGGCCCCCCUUCAGUAUCAACCUUUUUGAGGAGCAGCAGCUGCUGGCCCUGGCAGAUUAUGUGGUCAACACCUACUUCCGCCACUUCAAGCUCUACAAAUACGCCUUUACACCCCAGGUGCGGCUGGAUCUAUCUUUGACUUACAUGGGGCUACCUCCACCCAAGCUCUGGCCAGAGGAUGAGACAAAGAAAGAAGGUGAGGAGGUGGAGGAGCAGGUUGUCACCCCACAGGAAGAGGAACCAGAAACAGUGGUCAAGCCACAGCAAGAGCCAAGCCAGGUCUCCAUCCUUCGAGCCUACAUCAAGAACCAGCUGAACAAGGAGCUGGGGCAGCUCCAACAGCUGGUAGAGGAGCGGCUCAAGGCCAGUGAGGAAAGGCUCAGCAGCAAGUUGACCACCCUAGAGCGGUCCUUCCAAUUACCUCCAGGCAAAGGCAAGAAUAAGACCAAGUGACC